Dimorphilus gyrociliatus is the source of this 626-nucleotide messenger RNA. The record is from the annotation of a GenBank genome assembly. Lineage: Eukaryota; Metazoa; Annelida; Polychaeta; Dinophilidae.
GCAUUCGUAUUGUAGUUUAUUCGAAUGAAGCAAUACUAAACAACUGAUUGAUCAAAAGAGACGUAAUGAACGUUUUGGACUGCCCAAUUAAUUCUGCACACCAACAAGAACGAAAAGCUGAUUCCCUCAUAAACUAUAAAAAAUACGAAAGAGCUAUUGAAUGCUUAGACAAAGCGAUUUAUUUUAUAGAUCAAGCAUCAGCUAGAACGAAAGUAAGAGACGUCCUAACUUCUUUAAAACUCCAAAAAGAAUCCCUGCAAAGAAGGAAAAGAACUGUUCUUCAAUUAGAUGAAGAGAGCAGACGAUCCUCUUCGCCGUGUUCAAGCACUGGAAGUGAUCAGACAGAUGACGUAAGCGAAGAUGUGUUGCAAACCUUGUACGAUUGUGACACACUAUUAGCUGAGUUAGUACAAAGGCAAGGCUGUACUGUUCCACCAAUAAGACCCCUACCCAAUGGAAUGAAUACCUCUAAAGUAUUGGAAGAGUUACAUAUGCAUAAUGCUGCCCUACAAAAACAUGUCCGAAUGCUAUUAGAUGAAAGUGGUGAGAAGGAUCGACAACUGAAACAUUACAAACUCUUGAAUCAACAACUUGAACAGAAACUGCAUCAAAUGGAUUUAAAAUAA